AUGCUAUUGUUUCAGGUGAAGUACUAUGAUGGCAUUCUAAUUUUAACAACAAACCGGGUUGGUACAUUUGACGAGGCUUUCAAGUCGCGAAUUCAUCUAGCAUUGCGAUACUCGAAUCUCGACGAGGACCAGCGUGUUGAAAUCUGGCGUAAUUUUAUCCGGAUGCUCGCUAAAACCAAGGAACGGGUCGAUAUUGACGAUCUAGAACUUAAUGUCCACAAACUAGCACAGGUCGAGCUAAAUGGCCGUCAGAUUCGGAAUGUCAUCACUCUAGCAAGGUAUUUGGCGAAGUUUCGCAAGCAAAUGCUAGUGUACAAGCACGUCCAGGAUGCCUUUGCCUCGGUCGUGAAGUUUGACGAGUAUCUCAACAAACUUCGAGGUUCUGAUGAUCGGUGGGCCACCGAGUCGAGACUACGAUAG
Phaeoacremonium minimum UCRPA7 is the source of this 420-nucleotide messenger RNA. Its product is annotated as putative aaa family atpase protein. Lineage: Eukaryota; Fungi; Ascomycota; Sordariomycetes; Togniniales; Togniniaceae. The record is from RefSeq and is a predicted model, not a curated record. The coding region runs from base 1 to 420 and encodes 139 amino acids. The transcript has 2 exons.